AUGCCCGCCGCUUCGGCAGCCGCCGACCCAACGGCCAUGGUUGGCCUCAUGCCGGCACCGCCCGGCGUGACGCCUGACUUCUUCCACACGACGGAGGUGCAAAUCAGCUUCAUCACCGUAUUCGCGGUUACCUUUGCGCUGGCGACCAUAGCGCUGGUGCUUCGGUUGUACACUCGCAUCUGUGUGGUCAAGUCGGUUGGGUUCGAUGAGCCGCUGCUUUUGAGUUCGUGGGCGGUAACGCUAGCUUUCUUCAUCGUUUCGGUAAAAGCCAUGCCCGCUGGAUUUGGGAGACACCUGUAUGAAGUAACACAGACACAACUCGUGGGGUAUCUAGAGCGUCUACUCUCUCUCGCACUCACCUACAUCUGGCCACCGACACUCACCAAGCUCUCCAUCCUGGUCUUGUACUGGCGUAUCAGCCCAAACAAGAUCUUCCGCAUCUGCAUUGCGUUGACUGCCCUGGUGCUGAUCGGCUACUCCGUCACCUUCACCGUGCUGUUCUCGGGGCCGUGCAACCCGCUCCUGGGUACCCCCGAGAGCGCCAUCUGCCUUAACAACAUCGCCGUCGCCCAGGCCGUGCUGAACAUCGUCACCGAUGGUGUGAUCAUUGUGCUUCCGAUUCCUACGAUCCAUGGGUUGAACAUGGGGCUCAAGCAGCGCGUUACGGUCGGCCUUAUCCUGGGUCUUGGUUCAGCUGCCUGUAUCGCCUCCAUCGUGCGCGUCGCCUACGUCCGCGCCAUGGUCAACGACCCCGACGUGACCUUCACGCAGUGCUCAGCCGCCGUGUGGUCGCUUCUCGAAAUGAACCUCGGCAUCCUGUGCAACGCGCUCGCAGCGCUCAAGCCCUUUGUGCGGCAGCAUCUGCCCCACCUCUUCUCGUCAGCCGGCUGGGGCAGCGGGCGCAAGUCGGGCCAACUUGAGGACGGCUCGAACACGGGCGGCAACACCAACAACAGCGCCAGCAAGCGCAGUCGCAAGUGGGGUCACUCGUAUCAUUUGCACAGUAUUGGGAACGGAAAGGUUGAGCAGCGCGCCGGUCAUUCGGGUGUUGAUCGUGCGGGUACUCGGAGCGGGGAUGGUAAAGAUGAUGGGGUUGUGGUCGAUCACCAGUUCUCGGUCGAAUAUGAUAACAGCCAGCGGAAGGCGGGGCUGGGCGUGGAGAGUGGUGGCAGCACAGAGAGCAUUUUGACGCCCCAGUAUCCGAACCAUCGGCCAGUUUGA
Messenger RNA from Dichotomopilus funicola, 1221 nucleotides. RefSeq lists its product as uncharacterized. NCBI's taxonomy places the organism in Eukaryota, Fungi, Ascomycota, Sordariomycetes, Sordariales, Chaetomiaceae. The coding region runs from base 1 to 1221 and encodes 406 amino acids. The record is from RefSeq and is a predicted model, not a curated record. The transcript is spliced from 5 exons.